CAAAUUGCGGUCCACAAUCAUGUAACUGUGUGAUGGCCAGGAUGCGUUCUAAAUUGUUCAAUCUACUUAAGUAUUGCUAGGACAUUUUUCCUUGCAAAUAUAUUUUUUAAACAGAUUGAGAAAUAACAUGUCGAUUUUCAUUUAGAUAUUUUCAGAGUAGGUGUAGGCUUCUUUUCGGUUUGUAAUCGUGCUUAACCAGUAGUCUAAGUAACCUAAUGUCUAUUGGGUGGAUACCAUUUUGUUAGGGAACAAAAAUAAGACAACGGGCAUUGUGGAGAUGCUAUACACCAUCCUAAAAAACAAGAAGUCACAAAAUGUUAGACGAUUGAUUCCAAACGACGACCUCGAAAUGUUUGCUUUACGCAACGUGCCUACAUAGCAACGCUCGGCUCCGCCUAUGUGAAAUGGUUGGGAAAAUGGACCAACCAAAUUCUACUUUAUCCAUAAUGACCAAUAGCAAAAUACCAGGGCGUGCCUCAUUCGUUGUGGAAACUUUACCGGCUCGGGUGCAAAGUUUCAGCCGUCUGCAAAUCAAAGUCUACCCUAACGUUUCUGAAAUAUACCCCAGUCUUUUAAUUUUCCCAGUUAGCCGCUUUUGAGGAACCAACAUCGUUUUUUGCUGUAUCUGGAAUUGGAUUUGGUUGUAAAUCGUACGAUAAUUACGAAUUUUUAACGAGCAUAUACAUAUUUACAAUACAUGAUGGAAUCCCAUCUCGAUUGGCACGCUACAGAUGGCUACCAGCAUAUUGUAAGCUAACUAGCUAACUCAGUUAUCUAGCUAAACGAGUGACCAGCGGAGAAAAAUGGCUUGUGAGCCUAAUCGUGUGCGGCUACUAUGCAUGCUUUCAUUGACAUUUGGUUUUUUUAUUGUGGAGGUAGUCGUCAGUCGGAUCACGGCAUCUUUGGCAAUGCUGUCGGACUCCUUUCAUAUGCUAUCGGAUGUCAUAGCGCUGGUUGUGGCUUUGGUGGCGGUGCGCUUCGCUGAGAAGACGCAAUCGACAAAUAAAAACACGUUCGGAUGGAUCCGGGCGGAGGUGAUGGGGGCUCUCGUAAACGCAGUGUUCCUCACAGCUCUCUGUUUCACCAUUAUCUUGGAGGCCGUCGAGCGAUUCACCAACCCACAUGAAAUCGAGAAACCCCAUGUAGUAAUCGGUGUGGGGGCCGCCGGGCUCCUGGUCAACCUCCUCGGGCUGUGCUUGUUCCACGGACACGCAGGUGGUGGACACGGGCACUCUCACGGAGGAGGCCAUUCUCAUGGAAAUAAGAAAAACAAGAGGGGUAAAAUAUGCAAGUCAGAAAGACCGAAUGGAUCAUCAGGAGAGGAGUCCAACAACCUGGUGGGAAGCCACAACAGCCCCCCUAAUGGCGUGGACAGUGAGAGACGUAGACAUGAGAUUGUUCGCAACGACGGCGAGGUGCAUAUGAACGGCAGCGCCGCCUACGAGGACAUGGACCACAGCCACGACGAGGGUUCACUCAACAUGCGCGGCGUCUUCCUGCACGUGCUGGGCGACGCCCUGGGCUCGGUCAUCGUGGUGGUCAACGCCCUUAUCUUCACCUUUGUGUGGCGGCCGUGCCCGCCUGGCGAGAGCUGCUUCAACCCAUGCCACUCGACAGAUCACCCGCACGUUAACCACACCCUGGUGGACCUGUCCAUGGACGGCAACGGUUCUAGCUUUCAGCGGACCAUGGUGGGGCCAUGCUGGGUGCUCUACCUUGACCCCACGCUGUGCAUCAUCAUGGUGGGUAUCCUGCUCUACACCACCUACCCACUGCUCAAGGAGUCUGCGCUGAUCCUCCUGCAGACGGUGCCCAAACAGAUCGACAUGCACCGCCUCAACGAGCGGCUGCUCUCGCUGGACGGUGUGCUGGCCAUUCAUGAGCUGCACAUCUGGCAGCUGGCGGGCUCGCGCAUCAUUGCCACGGCGCACAUCAAGUGCCACGACCCCACAUCCUACAUGGACGUGGCCAAGCGCAUCAAGGACUUCUUCCACGACGAGGGCAUCCACGCCACCACCAUCCAGCCCGAGUUUGUCACGGUCAAUUCCGAGUCAAGUGCCUCUCUCUGCGAGCUCUCCUGCCGAACUCAGUGUGCGCCCAAGUUGUGCUGUGGCGCUGCAGACAAGCAGGGUGUUGCUGGCACUGGUCCGGCAGGCGAGGGGAAGGUCCUGGCGGCCUCUGCAAUGGAGGUGAUCAGCGAGACCCCAGAGGGAGCAGCCGGAGCUUCAGUUCUGGAGCAGGCGGCUGCUGCAGUCGUCCAGGUGGUCCCCCGGACCCCGGAGCCCGAGGUCAUCAUCACCCGAGAGGUGGAAUCUUCUCUGUGAGACAGACCGGACACAGUUGGAGGAAGGAUAGAAUCACUACUAAAGUGGAUGGAAGUUUUUAAAAAGUGCCAGCCAAAGUUGACAGUGGGUUGUCGUGUGUACAGCGCGCUCUGAUUCUGGAAAUACUGGUAGGAAAAUGGCUCCACUACCGCAGACUUGUUCGAAGACACCCUUUGUCCCAGCCCUCCCACUGCCUACCCCUCGCCACCUCCUCACCUCUGACCUCCGCAACCGCCAUGGCCACGGCCUGGUCUGGCCUGCUGCAUGUGUAUCCUUCCCCACAUUAGCGCCGGGUUGUGAUGUGUCACCGUCGUCCCAUCCCUCCACGGUGUCUCUGUGCCAAAGCGUCUCAAUAAAGGACAGAAUGGAGACUCCCCUCCAGCAAGUACCAUGAGCCAACACGACACCUGCAAGGCCAAGCACACCUGUCUACUCCGCAGGUCUUUUUUGUUGAUCUUAUGGACCUUUUCAUUUAUGCAUUAUUUUUUUAUUUUUUGGGGAUAGGCUUUGAACAUCAAUUUUCUUAGCCUUGGCCCCACAAUAGAAAAUUGUUAUUACAAUUUAAUUUUAUUUAAGUUAUUAGUAAUGAUCUAUAAUUUUCUCUGUAGAUGCAUUUAUAAUAUUUAGUUUGGAUGGUAGAUUUAAUUUGUGAAAUUUUUCGGAAUAUUUGACGAACCAUCUAUGCUGUAGACUUGUUUUUGAAAAUAUGUUUUUUUUAAAUGAAUUUUUCUCAGACUUUUAUUCUGGCCUUGACUCUGUUUUAAUGGCAGUUGUUAGUUGAAGGCAGACGCUGUGUAAAAACCUCACCACGCCUAUAAUUCAAAUUGCUUUGAAAUAGCACUGAGUACUGUUCGCGUAAGUACUGUAGGCUAUCUUGUAUCAGCAAACUUCAGCAACUGUUUUAUUCAACAACAACAAAAUCGGAUGCCUUGCAAACCUGAGGGUCUAUCACUGAAGAAAAUGUGCACUACAAAAUGCCAAACAAUAUUCUGUUUUAAAUCUCUGCUGGAGAGCCAUCGGAUGGGUUGUUGAAAUUCAUACUAAUAUUCCUCAUGAAUGUGUUGGGGAAGGGACCUAGUCAAAAUCCAUCCUGAAUGUUUUUACAGUGUCCAGAGUGCUUCUGCUGCAACUUUGCAUGACCAAACUGAAGUGUGUUAUUUCAGCCACAGAGCUUCAGAACGAGCUAACACUGCUACAAAACAGUAGCCCACUUCCUUGUUUUCUCAGAUAGCGAGAAUAACUUUAUAGAUUAAAUGAAAUGUCACUGAAUCUUUUCCCUUCUUUCUGGUGACUGGAUUUGUGAGGCUUUAUGUGCCGAUGUAGAGUCAUCUUAGUGGCCUUUUUAAAUGGGAAAUCUGAUGGAAGGAAAUUCCCUCAUUCAUUAUUAUUAUUAUUAUUAUCAACACAAAGAUAUCAUUUAUAUGUUGAUUCAAGGAUGCAUUUCAGAUUUCCACUCAAAGUAAAUGUGUAUGCAAUAUAGAAUAAUUGUAUUGGGAAAUGUAUUUUGACACGUUCCUUUGUUUUUGAAAAGGUCUCGUUACUUUUAUUGUCUUUUGAGACUCAAGCCCUCUGUGCAAAUUGAGGUAUGUGUCAUUCGUUUUUUCGGAUUUUAAAUAUGACAUGUCUGCCAAUGUGUUUUUGAUAUAUUACAGUACCCGUCAAUGUGUCAUUGUGAACAUUUUAAAAUGGCUGUUUGGUACAGAUGUCAAACUGUUGUUUUGUGUAAUUUAAAAAAAAUGUGUUUUUA
Molecule: messenger RNA, 4071 nt
Organism: Oncorhynchus mykiss (rainbow trout)
Lineage: Eukaryota; Metazoa; Chordata; Actinopteri; Salmoniformes; Salmonidae
Product: proton-coupled zinc antiporter SLC30A1
Biological process (GO): intracellular zinc ion homeostasis; detoxification of zinc ion; zinc ion transmembrane transport
Cellular component (GO): endoplasmic reticulum; membrane; Golgi apparatus
Molecular function (GO): zinc ion transmembrane transporter activity; calcium channel inhibitor activity
Source: RefSeq, a predicted model, not a curated record